CCCCGCCCUGCGCGCUUGGGCUGGCUCUGAGGCUGCUGCGGGCGGGCGGGCGGGUGCGCGGAGGGCCGGUACCCCGCAGCAGGUGGGCGGGGUGCGGGCGGCGGCGGCGGCUGGGCCGGGGGCUGCCGGCUGCCCUCUGGCGGUGCGCGGCGGCCGUGCGGACGCGCCAUGGACUUCAACAUGAAGAAGCUGGCGUCGGACGCGGGCAUCUUUUUCACCCGGGCGGUGCAGUUCACGGAGGAGAAGUUUGGCCAGGCUGAGAAGACCGAGCUUGAUGCCCACUUUGAAAACCUUCUGGCCCGGGCAGACAGCACCAAGAACUGGACAGAGAAGAUCCUGAGGCAGACAGAAGUGCUGCUGCAGCCCAACCCUAGUGCCCGGGUGGAGGAGUUCCUGUAUGAGAAGCUGGACAGGAAGGUCCCCUCACGGGUCACCAACGGGGAGCUGCUGGCACAGUACAUGGCAGAGGCGGCCAGUGAGCUGGGGCCCACCACCCCCUAUGGGAAGACACUGCUCAAGGUGGCAGAAGCUGAAAAGCAGCUGGGAGCUGCGGAAAGGGAUUUUAUCCACACGGCCUCCGUCAGCUUCCUCACACCCCUGCGCAACUUCCUGGAGGGGGACUGGAAGACCAUCUCGAAGGAGAGGCGGCUCCUCCAAAACCGGCGUCUGGACUUGGAUGCCUGCAAAGCGAGGCUGAAGAAGGCCAAGGCCGCAGAAGCCAAAGCCACGUGUGAGGGAGAUACGGUGCCUGACUUUCAGGAGACUAGACCUCGUAAUUACAUUCUCUCGGCCAGCGCCUCCGCGCUCUGGAACGAUGAGGUGGACAAGGCUGAGCAGGAGCUCCGUGUGGCCCAGACAGAGUUUGACCGGCAAGCAGAAGUGACCCGUCUCUUGCUGGAGGGAAUCAGCAGCACUCAUGUGAACCACCUGCGCUGCCUCCACGAGUUUGUCAAGUCUCAGACAACCUACUAUGCACAGUGCUACCGCCACAUGCUGGACUUGCAGAAGCAGCUGGGCAGCUCCCAGGGCACCAUAUUUCCAGGCACCUUCGUGGGCACCACAGAGCCUGCCUCGCCACCCCUGAGCAGCACCUCACCCACCACUGCUGCAGCCACUAUGCCUGUGGUGCCCUCAGUGGCCAGCCUGGCCCCUCCAGGGGAGGCCUCGCUCUGCCUGGAAGAGGUGGCCCCCCCUGCCAGUGGGACCCGCAAAGCUCGGGUGCUCUAUGACUACGAGGCAGCCGACAGCAGUGAGCUGGCCCUGCUGGCUGAUGAGCUCAUCACUGUCUACAGCCUGCCUGGCAUGGACCCUGACUGGCUCAUUGGCGAGAGAGGCAACAAGAAGGGCAAGGUCCCUGUCACCUACUUGGAACUGCUCAGCUAGGCAGGUUCCCUCCCAGGCCCCCCUGCCUGCAUUCUGGCCUGGGCAGGAGAGGAUGGCGCGGCCCUGCCACUUACCUUGUUCUUUGGUGGCACAGCUGCUCAGGGUGGGGAGAAUUCACCCCAUUCUGUCCCUGCCCCUGGUCACCUAGCUGUGAGGGUGCCUGAGGCUGAAUGGCUUCCGCCCCUCCCCUAGUCUUGCUUCUGACCUGUGGCUCUGGAGCCCCCGCCCCUGCCUGCAUCCCCCAGUGCCUCACCCUCCCGGCUGCACUCAGCACCUAGGCCAGGGUGGGGCCGCCGCAGGAAGCCCCGGGUGCACUCAGCGAGAGCCCUGCCUUGCACUUGCCAAAAGCUGCAGCAGGGGAAUGCGGCAAGGCACACAGGGCUCUGGCAGCCCCUGGGGACUGGGCACUGCCCCUGGGAGGGGAGAGCCUGGCCAGGGCUGGGGUUGGGCCCGGAGCAGCAUCUUCCGGUGCUAUCCUCCCCUCCCACCCCUCACAGCUCAAGCCAAGUCUGGCGGCCGCAGCCUCCACCUCUCUACACUCACUUUUUAUCUGGUGUUUUUACUUCUGCCUGUGUUUGCUUUCUAGUCAAUAAAGCCUCCUCGUGUGCGAGUUAA
Messenger RNA from Cebus imitator (Panamanian white-faced capuchin), 1998 nucleotides. It is a transcript of the gene SH3GLB2, whose product is annotated as SH3 domain containing GRB2 like, endophilin B2. Gene Ontology annotation, cellular component: membrane; cytoplasm. The transcript is spliced from 13 exons. The record is from RefSeq and is a predicted model, not a curated record. Gene Ontology annotation, molecular function: protein binding. The coding region runs from base 169 to 1383 and encodes 404 amino acids. Lineage: Eukaryota; Metazoa; Chordata; Mammalia; Primates; Cebidae. Gene Ontology annotation, biological process: membrane organization.